AAAGAGCUCCAAGCUCGGAGACAGCGGCCGCUAGCGUAUUUACGUAGGUGAUUAAUAAGCAACAUUUUCGAACAUCGCGAUACCUUCAAUGUUGCAACGCGAAAUCGAAUUGCGCCAGCUGUUUUUUUCGAGAAAUUAAACUUUGCCAUCAUGGAUUAUGAACAGACUCGCGGACCGCCGAAGGUCAAGAAUAAGGCCGCCAGCGCCAUCCAAAUUUCUGCAGAACAACUUCUACGUGAAGCUGUUGACCGUCAAGAACCAGGACUUCAAGCACCAACUCAGCGGUUUGCUGAUCUCGAAGAGCUCCAUGAAUUCCAAGGCAGAAAACGGAAAGAGUUCGAGGACUAUGUGCGGAGGAAUAGGAUCAAUAUGAACAAUUGGAUGAGAUAUGCGCAAUGGGAAUUGGAACAGAAAGAAUUCAAACGAGCACGAUCCGUUUUCGAACGAGCAUUAGACGUCGACUCUACAUCCGUUACAUUAUGGAUUCGAUAUGUCGAGGCGGAGAUGAAGUCUCGGAAUAUCAAUCAUGCCAGGAAUUUGUUAGAUCGUGCGGUAACUAUUUUACCUAGAAUUGAUAAAUUAUGGUACAAAUAUGUUUAUAUGGAGGAAAUGCUUGGUAAUAUUCCGGGUACACGACAAGUAUUCGAAAGAUGGAUGUCUUGGGAACCGGAUGAGGCAGCUUGGAGUAGUUAUAUCAAAUUGGAAAAGAGAUAUGGGGAGUUUCAAAGAGCUAGGGAAAUCUUUCAACGAUUUACUAUGGUGCAUCCUGAACCAAGAAACUGGAUUAAAUGGGCCAGAUUUGAGGAAGAGUAUGGGACAAGUGAUUUGGUUAGAGAGGUAUUUGGGACAGCUGUUGAAGCUUUGGGUGAAGACUUCAUGGAUGAGAGGCUCUUCAUUGCAUAUGCGAGAUUUGAGACAAAGUUAAAGGAGUAUGAACGUGCAAGAGCUAUCUACAAAUACGCCCUAGAUCGUAUGGCACGAUCGAAGUCUAUUUCACUCCAUAAGGCUUAUACUACUUUCGAGAAACAAUUCGGUGAUCGUGAAGGUGUGGAGGAUGUGAUUAUUUCGAAACGCCGAGUUCAAUAUGAGGAACAAGCGAAGGAAAAUCCCAAAAAUUACGAUGCAUGGUUCGAUUAUGCUAGAUUGGAAGAAACUUCUGGAGAUGUCGAUAGAGUUCGAGAUGUUUACGAAAGAGCCAUUGCUCAAAUUCCACCAACCCAGGAGAAGAGGCAUUGGAGACGUUAUAUAUAUUUGUGGAUUUUUUAUGCCAUUUGGGAGGAAAUGGAGUCAAAGGACGUUGAACGAGCGAGACAGAUCUAUCAAGAAUGUCUGAAAUUAAUACCUCACAAGAAAUUCACUUUUGCCAAGAUCUGGCUUAUGAAGGCUCAAUUCGAGAUUCGACAACAGCAACUCCAAGCCGCGAGAAAAACUCUAGGAACAGCCAUAGGAAUGUGUCCUAAGGACAAACUUUUCAAAGGCUAUGUUGAGCUAGAAAUUAAACUUUUCGAAUUCGUGAGAUGUCGCACCCUUUAUGAGAAACAUAUCGAAUGGAACCCAGCCAAUUGUCAAGCUUGGAUCAAAUUUGCUGAACUCGAAAGAGGUCUAGAUGAUCUUGAACGUACACGUGCGAUUUUUGAAUUGGCAAUUAGUCAACAAGUUCUUGACAUGCCAGAAUUGUUAUGGAAAGCAUAUAUUGACUUUGAGGAAGAAGAAGGCGAAUAUGAUCGUACCAGACAUCUCUACGAGAGAUUAUUGGAGAAGACAGAUCAUGUGAAGGUCUGGAUCAGUUAUGCACAUUUCGAGAUUAACGUUCCAGAUGAUGAUGAGGAGGAGACCGAGGAAGAUGAGGAGAAGCCAGUAAGUGAGGCUGCAAAGACACGUGCACGCAAGAUUUUCGAACGUGCUCUGAAGAGCAUGAAAGAUAAGGAUCUCAAAGAAGAGGUAUGUUACAAAAUUACUUCAGAUUUCCUAAUUCAACCUCUAACAAUUUUACAGCGCGUUUCCCUCCUGAAUGCUCAUCUCUCUUUUGAACGUACUCAUGGUACAGAGGAAGAUAUUGAGAAAGUACAGAAACAAAUGCCAAGAAAGACGAAGAGAAGAAGAAAGCUUGAUGAUGAUAGUUACGAAGAAUAUGUUGAUUAUGUUUUCCCUGCCGAUGAUGAACAGACGAAGAAAUUAUCGAAUUUCUUGGCGAUGGCUCAAAGUUGGAAGCAAGCUGGUGGAACGAUUAGCGGUGGAGGAGAGCAGAAUGGAGAGUAAUGAGGAGUUUGGAAGAAAUUUGGGAGUAAAAAAUUUGUGUACGUGUAUGUAUACUUAGGCCGUCAGCAAAUGAAAUGCUGGCACUUAAUUCAUGGUACGUCUAAAAAUAUCAUCUAGAAUGUCUUCCGCCAUUGAUGUAUAGUCCCACUGUUCUUAUUAGUUUGAAGUUUUUUAAUUCAGCCUCAUCAAAUUGUAGCAUAAUCUUUUUUACCUCGUGGCC
Molecule: messenger RNA, 2479 nt
Organism: Sclerotinia trifoliorum
Lineage: Eukaryota; Fungi; Ascomycota; Leotiomycetes; Helotiales; Sclerotiniaceae
Source: the annotation of a GenBank genome assembly